ACUCACUCUCUCUCAUUUGGGUCAAACAAGUCAACAAAGCAAAACCUCUUUCUUCUCUUCUCCACUUUCUCUCUAGAUUCUCUCAUUUCCUCUGAGAUUGUAACAAUGGCGUCUACGACGUGUGCAAGAGAGGUGCAUUACAGAGGAGUAAGAAAGAGACCAUGGGGUCGUUACGCUGCAGAGAUAAGAGAUCCUUGGAAGAAAACUAGGGUUUGGUUAGGCACUUUCGACACUCCCGAAGAAGCCGCUCUCGCUUACGACGGCGCUGCUCGUUUCCUCCGUGGUAUCAAAGCCAAAACUAACUUCCCCUCUCCUCUCUCUCUCGACCUUAACCACCUCCCUUCCCCUCCCUCCACCGCAACCGCCGCCGCAAAUAGCCAACACCACCAACACCAACAUCAGCAGCUCUGGUUCACCGCGCCUCCUCCUCCUCCUCCUCCUAUAUCCGACCACCAUCACCAACGGAUUUUUCUCCGAACCGGUGUGCUAAAGGACAAAACUUCAGAUUACUCCUCUACCGAAGCGCCGCUUUACUUCACCUCCUCGCCUAACGCAGCCACGUCAUCGCCUGCUUAUCAAGUGGUUGGGUUUCCGAUGAUGAGUUCCUCUCCUUCCCCUGUUACGGUGAGACGUGGGUUAGCCAUUGACCUCAACGAGCCUCCACCGCUUUGGCUGUGAAACAAACGAUAAAGAUGGAUGUAGCGGCGCCGUUUUCCCGACUUUUCUAUACGGCGCCGUUUGAGACCACUUUCGGUGGAACUACUUUAGUUUCUUAAUUUAGCAAAUAUCUUUUUGUUAGAGUUAGUAGACUUGUUUUUAAAUUUAAUCCUUCUUUUGUUCGUUAUGUAAGAGUCGGAUAUCGAUUGUUGUUAUGAGAGAUCCAUGUUGCGGAAAAAACAAGAAACUUCUUAAUUAGCA
Molecule: messenger RNA, 918 nt
Organism: Arabidopsis arenosa
Lineage: Eukaryota; Viridiplantae; Streptophyta; Magnoliopsida; Brassicales; Brassicaceae
Source: the annotation of a GenBank genome assembly